AUGGCCAUCUCAUACGUCUGCAACCGUUGUGGCAACGCCAUCCACACAUACAGGUUCAUCAACAUCUUUGAUGAGAAGGCGACCACCAACCCCGAAGAACCCGUCUACUUUACCGAGCUGUUCGAACGCGGGCGGUGCACGGAUCAUCUCAUCUGCAACAAUUGCAGAGAGGCAUUUGAGACCCUCUAUCGGGAACUUGAACUGGCGAUUCCGAACAUAGAAACCAUCAUGGGCCAUGAUGUGCGGCUGCUGGAUCAGCUGCGGAAUGGCGUGACGUGGGUCAAUCCUCAGUGUUAUCAGGAGAACAUGAGAGAGCCCGCGUAUCUCACCAUGCAUGGCGAAGACGUGCACGAUGAGCCGUAUUAUCCACCCCUGGAGGAGGCUCUGGAGGCCGAAGACGAGGACGGCGAGGAGCAUUAUCACGAUACACAGGGCGAGAAUGAAGGCGAGGAUGCCGAGGAAGAAAAGAACCGGUGA
This is a messenger RNA of Verticillium nonalfalfae, 477 nucleotides long. RefSeq lists its product as uncharacterized. The transcript has a single exon. The record is from RefSeq and is a predicted model, not a curated record. Lineage: Eukaryota; Fungi; Ascomycota; Sordariomycetes; Glomerellales; Plectosphaerellaceae. The coding region runs from base 1 to 477 and encodes 158 amino acids.